AUGGAUGUGUGUGGCUGGAAAGAAAUGGAGGUUGCUCUGGUCAAUUUUGACAACUCCGAUGAAAUCCAGGAAGAGCCAGGCUAUGCCACAGACUUUGACCCAACCAGCCCAAAAGGCCGGCCUGGGAGCAGCCCCUUCUCCAACUGGAAGAUCCUCAUUGGUGACAGCAGCAGCCACGAAACGGCCUUCUCCAAGCUCGCAGGAGAUUAUGUGGACUCCCCAGGGCCGGAGCCAGCAGUCUUGAAUGAAGGAAACCAGCGGGUGAUCAUCAACAUUGCUGGGCUGAGGUUCGAGACCCAACUCAGAACUCUCAAUCAGUUCCCAGAGACCCUUCUGGGAGACCGGGAGAAAAGGAUGCAGUUCUUCGACUCCAUGAGAAAUGAGUAUUUCUUUGACAGGAACCGGCCCAGUUUUGAUGGAAUCCUGUAUUAUUACCAAUCGGGCGGGAAAAUCCGGCGCCCAGCCAACGUCCCAAUCGACGUCUUUGCUGAUGAAAUCUCCUUCUAUGAGCUGGGAAACGAGGCCAUGGACCAGUUCCGGGAAGAUGAGGGCUUCAUCAAGGAUCCCGAGACACUGCUCCCCACCAAUGACUUCCACCGGCAGUUCUGGCUCCUCUUCGAGUACCCUGAGAGCUCUAGCGCCGCCCGGGGUGUGGCCGUCGUCUCUGUGUUGGUCGUGGUCAUCUCCAUCACCAUCUUCUGCCUGGAAACGCUACCGGAGUUCCGGGAGGAGAGGGAACUAAAGAUGGUGAGAGACCCCAGCCUCAACGUGAGCAAGGCGGCCCUCUCCCACACCAUGUUCACUGACCCCUUCUUCAUGGUAGAGUCUACCUGCAUCAUGUGGUUCACCUUUGAACUGGUGCUCCGCUUCGUGGUCUGCCCCAGCAAGACCGACUUCUUCAGGAACAUCAUGAACAUCAUCGACAUCAUCUCCAUCAUCCCCUACUUUGCGGCCCUCAUCACGGAGCUGGUCCAGGAGACAGAGCCCAGCACCCAGCAGAACAUGUCCCUGGCCAUCCUGAGGAUCAUCCGGCUGGUGCGCGUCUUCCGCAUCUUCAAGCUCUCCCGGCACUCCAAGGGACUGCAGAUCCUGGGCCAGACGCUGAAGGCUUCCAUGCGGGAGCUGGGCUUGCUCAUCUUCUUCCUCUUCAUUGGGGUCAUCCUCUUCUCCAGCGCCGUCUACUUUGCCGAGGUGGAUGAGCCAGAGUCCCACUUCUCUAGCAUUCCUGAUGGCUUCUGGUGGGCAGUGGUCACCAUGACAACUGUGGGCUAUGGUGACAUGUGCCCGACCACCCCCGGGGGAAAGAUUGUGGGCACUCUGUGCGCCAUCGCGGGGGUCCUCACCAUUGCCCUCCCUGUGCCCGUCAUUGUCUCCAACUUUAACUACUUCUACCAUCGGGAGACUGAGAAUGAGGAGAAGCAAAACAUCCCAGGUGAGAUCGACAAAAUCCUCAACAGUGUGGGCUCAAGAAUGGGCAGUACAGACUCUCUUAGCAAGACCAAUGGUGGCUGCUCCACGGAGAGGUCCAGGAAGUGA
Hyaena hyaena (striped hyena) is the source of this 1536-nucleotide messenger RNA. RefSeq names its product potassium voltage-gated channel subfamily A member 10 (gene KCNA10). The coding region runs from base 1 to 1536 and encodes 511 amino acids. Gene Ontology annotation, biological process: protein homooligomerization; potassium ion transmembrane transport. NCBI's taxonomy places the organism in Eukaryota, Metazoa, Chordata, Mammalia, Carnivora, Hyaenidae. The transcript has a single exon. The record is from RefSeq and is a predicted model, not a curated record. Gene Ontology annotation, cellular component: membrane; voltage-gated potassium channel complex. Gene Ontology annotation, molecular function: protein binding; delayed rectifier potassium channel activity.